Molecule: messenger RNA, 4274 nt
Organism: Pogoniulus pusillus (Red-fronted tinkerbird)
Lineage: Eukaryota; Metazoa; Chordata; Aves; Piciformes; Lybiidae
Gene: TJP3
Product: tight junction protein 3
Exons: 21
Coding region: 900-4082 (1060 amino acids)
Biological process (GO): establishment of endothelial intestinal barrier; cell-cell junction organization; positive regulation of blood-brain barrier permeability
Cellular component (GO): plasma membrane; bicellular tight junction
Molecular function (GO): cell adhesion molecule binding
Source: RefSeq, a predicted model, not a curated record
GAACGGGCACCGAGAGCGGUACAGGGCUGGGCACGUACCGAAUGGGCACCGGGAGCGGGACAGGACUGAGCUCGUACAGAACAACGAAGGGAGAAAGAUGUCCGCAUGCUCUCGCGGGCCUGAAGCGCUGGAGAGCCACGUCGGGGCCGGGCUCUGCCGCUUGCCAUGGCAACGGGGGAAGGGGAACUUGGGGGCCGGGGUGCCCCGGCACCGCGGGAUCCCCUGACCCCAGGCCCGGUAGCCUCCGGUCCGGCAGAGAGCCCCGCUCUCCCUCGCUCUGGCCCAAGCGGGGCCGGUGCCCGACCAGUGCCGGGCACCACAUCGUUGCCCUUUCCCUCGGGAGCUACCUCUCUGGGGUUGCCCCGUCACCGGGUACCGGCCACUCUUCUAGAGGCCUCGGGCCAAGCCCCCUCGACCCAGCUCCGCGCCGGCGCCGCCGCUCCCUGCCCUGAGCCGCGACCCAUGGCGAGCCUGGCUCUUGGCGCCAUCCAGUGGCACCGCGCAGUCCGUCCCGGCGAGGCCUCGGGGUGCGCUCAGCCCGGGCCGGCCCCACCGGUUCUCCGGGGUGGUCCCUUCAGGCCAGCGUGUGCCGAUCCCCAGCGUGUCAGGGGCAAGGGCAACCGCAUCCGGGAAACUGGCUCGGCGCUAACGCGCUGCCCUCGGCGCAGCGAUGGUAAUGAGGAUCAUCGGCCGCGUCCUCGUCCUGCUGCCCGAGGGGCUCCCAUCCGCGUCCCUGCGCGGGAGGGCGGCCGGUGGCCCCACUGCCACCGAGCGGGCGGCGGCCAGGCCCGGGGAGCUGCAGGCGCCUAUGCUGGAGCCGCCUCGUCCUCCCCUCGGGACCGGCGAGGGGCUUCGGAGGGAAGGAGCUGCUCGAUGCCGAUCUGCCUGGCGGUGGCUCCAUGGCUCCAGGGUGGUGGCUGGUGGCCGGGGAGUUCCGGAGGAGCUGGUCCCCCUGUAACAGCCCUCUGCAGAAUUCUGACCAUCUCCUGCGGCGUCGGUACCGACCCCGGCCGGAGGCAGCGGUGUCCAUCGCGAGCCGAGGCGUGGAGCUGAUUUCUGUCACUGCACGAAAGCGACCCCUCGGAAAGAGGAACGGUGUGCGGCCGGCUCCUAGGCAGCGUCUGGUCCACAAAGGGUUACGCAAGGCACCCUGGAGUGACACCACUGCCACCAGCCCCGGAGCUCAGCUCCUUCCUGGUCGGAUCCGAGGCUCGGUGGGACUGAGGAAAGGGCCAGGAGCUGCAAAGAGGAGCCGGAGCCAGUCUGCGCCCCAGGCCGCUGGGCAGGGGCUGCCCCUCUUGUGCUGGCUAGUGGUCACCAUGGAGGAGAUGGUGAUCUGGGAGCAGCACACCGUGACCCUCAGCAAGGACCCUCAGAGGGGCUUUGGCUUCGCUGUCUCGGGAGGCCGGGACCGUCCCAACAAGGCGACAGGGGACACAGCAGUGACUGUGUCAGAUGUGGUGCCUGGGGGACCAGCAGUGGGACACCUCCAGAGGAGGGAUUACAUCGUGAUGGUGAACGGCCUCUCUAUGGAGAAUGUCUCGUCCUCCUUUGCUAUCCAGACCCUUAAAACCUGUGGCAAGGUCGCCAACAUCACAGUGAAAAGAGCAAAGAAAGUUCACUUCCCUGCGCGCAGGAGCAGCCCUGGGUCUCCUGCUGCAGCCCGGCGCAGCCACUUGGACGAGGACUUCGGGUUAGAGGGCGCAGACCCAGCCCUGCACCGCUCCCGGGACGGCCUGGACCACAACCAGGGCUAUGACGGGGACUCCUCCAGCGAGAGGAGCUCUGACCGCCACCGGGAUGACCUCCGCUACCGCAAGCCAGCGUCCCGCAACCGGAAACGAAGCCAGGACAGCAGCCAGCGAGGGCAGAGCCCCGGCAGCGGCACCGAACGAAGGGGCUACAGCCGGCGCCGCUCUGCCAAUGACUUUGGUGGCGAAUGUGACACCCAGGGGCUGGCCUUGGUGUCAGGCUUCAAGCGCCUGCCGCGCCGGGACGUGCCCAUGAAGCCCAUUACAUCAGUCCUGGUGAAGCAGAAGCAGAAUGAAGAGUACGGCCUGAAGCUGGGAAGCCAGCUUUUCAUCAAGCACAUAGUGGAGAACGGGCUGGCAGCAAAGGACAGCUCCCUGCAGGAAGGAGACCUCAUCCUGAAGAUCAACGGGGUGGCCAGUGAGGACAUGUCCCUGGCUGACACCCAGCAGCUCAUUGAGAAGACAGAAGGGGUCCUGACCCUGCUCGUCCUCCGGGACCAGCGGCAGUUCCUGGUCAGCAUCCCUGAGGUAGAGGAGAGCCAGAGCCAGAGCAACAGCUCCCAGCUGGAUGAUAUCUCUGACAUCGACUCUGAACUGUCACAUCUGCCACCCCCUGCGACCUCUCCAUGGCCUCCAGCUGCUGCCGGAGUGAACUCCCCACCAGAGAGGAGAAAAUCCAGCAGGGAUCCUGCAGCUGAUGCAACCAUGGAUGAUGCUGGGGGCCCUGACCUCCUGGAAGCUGUGGAGGGGGAUGGUUCCCACAGCCCCCAUGUCAGCCCUGCUGCCCAAGCUGCCCACGAAGAUGGGUACAGCACAGACUGCAGGGUUGUGCACUUUGUGAAGGCCAAGAGUGUGGGGCUGCGGCUGGCAGGUGGCAACGAUGUGGGCAUCUUUGUGUCGGGUGUGCAGGAGGGCAGCCCAGCUGCCAGCCAGGGCCUCCAGGAAGGGGACCAGAUCCUGCAGGUGAACACCACCAGCUUCCAGAACCUGACCCGAGAGGAGGCUGUGCAGUACCUCAUGAACCUGCCGCUGGGUGAGGAUGUCACACUGUGGACCCAGAGCAAGCAGGACAUUUACAGGAAGAUGAUCUCAUCCAACGUGGGGGAUUCGUUCUACAUCCGGACACACUUCGACUUCGAGAAGGAUUCACCCUCUGGGCUCAGCUUCAUGCGCGGUGACGUCCUCCACGUGCUGGACACCUUGUACCGUGGCAGACUGGGCAGCUGGCUGGCAGUGCGUGUGGGCAGGGACCUACAGGAGCAGGACAAGGGCAUCAUCCCCAACCAGAGCAGGGCCGAGCAGAUUGCCAGCCUGGAGUCAGUGCUGAAAGCCACAUCUGGAGCCAACCCCUCUGGGCUCCGAGCUGAGUUCUGGAAGCUGCGAGGCCUGCGCGGAGCCAGGAAGGUGCUGCGGAAGAGCCGGGAGGACCUGUCCAGCCUCACAAAGCAGGGCCACUACCCACCCUAUGAGAGGGUGGUCCUGAAGGAAGCCAACUUCAAGCGGCCAGUGGUGAUCCUGGGUCCCAUCGCAGACAUUGCCAUGCAGAAACUGAGCAUGGAGCUGCCUGAGCUGUUUGAGAUUGCCCCGAGUGUGCCCCGUGAUGGGGCUUCCUCCAAGGUCAUCAAGCUGGACUCCGUGCGGCAGAUCGCAGAGAAGGACAAGCAUGCCCUCUUGGACAUUACGCCCUCAGCUGUGGAGCGUCUCAACUACAUGCAGUACUACCCGGUGGUGGUGUUCUGCGAGCCCGAGAGCCGGCAGGGCAUCAAGGCCAUGCGCCAGUGGCUGGCACCCGACUCCAGGAAGAGCUCGCGGCGCCUUUAUGCCCAGGCCAGCAAGAUGAAGAAGCACUGCAGCCACCUCUUCACUGCCACCCUCAGCCUCAGCGGCAGCGGCAAUGCCUGGUAUGAGGCGAUCAAGGACAUCAUCAGGGCGCAGCAGAGCCAACCAGUCUGGAUGACAGCAGAGCAGGCAGACGUGGCCAUGGAGGACAGUCUGGACCUGCUGAACCCGCCGAACCCGCCAAGCAUGGUGGCCUCGGGCUACCUGACCUGUGACAGCCGUGCCAACAGUGACUAUGAGGACACAGACGGUGAGGUGGAAGAUGGCUAUGACCAGCCUGGGCUGGCUCGCUCCUCCGAGCCUGUGCAGCUGUCCCCAGGCCACGGCCUGAGAGAGCAGGUGACUGAGCAGCAGCAGCAGCACCAGCAGGGCCAGCGCUGUGACAGCAUCAGGGAGUAUGAGCAUGCUGCAGUGAGGAAGAGGUUCACACAGGCCAGGGAUGACUCCGAUGAGGAUGAAGGCUAUGAGUGGGGCCCAGCUACAGAUGUGUAGCAGCAGCACCAUUAACCUGUCCCACCUCACAUCUCGGCCCAGCAAAGUGCCAUGUGCCACACAGCACCUGGCAGCCAGGCUGGGUUGGGACUGAUCCUGGUGUACCCAUUACCUCCUUCCCCCUUUUGGCCUCCUGCCUCCCCCUACCACGAGGGCAGGGGCUGGCAGAGAAUAAAAUGGGUGUUUGGAUCA